CUAUCCCCUCCGAACGGUUCUUCACCCAAUGUAGCCGUUAGAGUGACUUUUCUUCGCUUUGCUCUUUCAACUACGAUAAAAAGUCUCAGCCUUUCUUUGCUUUCAUCAAACAACGCAAACUAUUACACCAUCAUUAAGCUUUCUGUUCACAACACUCAUUUCCUAUUCUCAAGUACAGCUUUCAAUGGCUAAAGUAGCAGCUCUCUCUCUCUUGCUCCUGCUCUUGUCCUUCACUUCAGGAGGAACUUUGAUGAUGGUAAAUGGCCAGAAAUCUUGGUGUGUGGCUAAGCCAUCAUCAGACCAGGCAACACUUCUGGCAAACAUUAACUACGCAUGCUCUCAAGUGGAUUGCCGAGUUCUGCGAAGGGGUUGUCCUUGCUUCACUCCUGAUAAUCUGAUGAACCAUGCUUCUAUUGCCAUGAAUCUUUACUACCAAGCCAAGGGAAGAAACAGGUGGAAUUGUGAUUUCAGAAGCUCUGGUCUUGUUGUCAUCACUGAUCCAAGUUAUGCCAACUGCAUUUACGAGUAGCUAGCUACCACUGGAUUGGUUUAAGCAACUUAAUGUUUCCUCUGGAAAAGGAACUCUUGUAACUCAAUGGAACUUUUAUUUUUGACUCUCCCGUAAAUCUGGUUGAUUAUAGCUUCUGCUAUUAAA
Messenger RNA from Theobroma umbraticum, 655 nucleotides. Its product is annotated as Carbohydrate-binding X8 domain superfamily protein. Lineage: Eukaryota; Viridiplantae; Streptophyta; Magnoliopsida; Malvales; Malvaceae. The record is from RefSeq and is a predicted model, not a curated record.